AUGCGGGCCAUUUUCUCUCUCGCGGCUCUGCUGGCGCUGAGCUCGCUGGGCUUGGCCGCGCCGAGCCCGAAGAAAAGCAAAGCCAACGGUGCUGCCUCGUCACAACAGCAGCAGACACCGCAGCAGCAGGCCGCUGCCAUCCCGCAGGGCAUCUCGCAGGCCACGGACGGGUCCACCAUCCUCGACACCAACGCGACGGUCAACGGCCUGAACCUGCGCUUCAAGAUCAGCGGCCCGGAGUCCGCCUUUACCACCGCCUCCGGCGUAGCCGGCAGCAAAGCGCGGGCGCGCGCAGCCGGCACGCUAGGCCUGAACGUCCUGCUGCAUGGUGACGGCGGGCAGAGCUUCUUCGACUUCCCGAAUCAAGCAGUCCAGAACGGGCUCAUGGGCGUCGUGGUGCUCGCGCCAUCCGAACAGCUCCUCUGGGGUCAGCACGCCGGCCCCCCGGCGGGGCUGAGCCGCGUGGACGGCGUCGCGGACGCGCAGGCCGUCGCAGACUUGGUCUCGACGGUCCUCCCGCAGCUCGUCGCCUUCGACCCCGCGCAGCUCUUCUUCACGGGGGUGUCCGGGGGCUCGCUGACGCUGAGCGGCUUUUUCAUCCCUGCGCAACUGGCGCAGUUCGCUGCCCCGGGCACGGGCGUGUUGCUCAUGUGCGGCGCGCUCGAGCCGCAGGUCGAUGUGGUGAAUGCGAGCGCGUUUGCAGGGACCUCGAGGAUCCACUUCCAGAGUACCCAGCAGGAGCUCGCACUGCUGCAGCCAGCCAUUCCGGCGGCCAUCGCGGCGUACGAGGCCGAGGCACGUGCCGCGGGGUUGAGUGAUGCGCAGAUCGGUCUGUUGCAGACGGUCGAUAAUACCCCCGACGGUGGCCAUUGCGAGUUCGAUGAGGAAGGUUUUUCGAGUGGCAUUCAGCUGAUCGCGGAUAACUUUGCGAGUAUCAUGCAAGGCGGUGAUGGUACUGUCGAGGGCAUUAACGCGCCGACGGUGCUGACGUCUGUUGUUGGAAACGAGAAUCUGCAGUUCUCGGGCGCUUCUUAA
Lasiosphaeria miniovina is the source of this 1035-nucleotide messenger RNA. RefSeq lists its product as uncharacterized. The transcript has 2 exons. The record is from RefSeq and is a predicted model, not a curated record. Lineage: Eukaryota; Fungi; Ascomycota; Sordariomycetes; Sordariales; Lasiosphaeriaceae. Bases 1 to 1035 code for a protein of 344 amino acids.